AUGUCGAGUCGCAAACCCGUGCUGACGUUCGUGACUGGCAACAGUAACAAGCUCAAGGAGGUCGUCGCUAUCCUGGGCAAUGACUUUCCAUUUGAGCUGCGUAACCAGGCUGUAGAUCUGCCCGAACUGCAAGGCGAGCCAGCUGAAAUUGCCAAGGAAAAGUGCCGUCUUGCGACCAAGCAGGUGCAGGGUGCUGUAUUGGUAGAGGACACGUCGCUCUGUUUCAAUGCGCUCAAGGGACUACCAGGGCCUUACAUCAAGUGGUUCCUCGAGAAAACGGGUCACGAUGGACUGAACAACAUGCUGGCUGCUUACGAGGACAAGUCUGCGUACGCCCAGUGCAUUUUCGCCUAUGCGUCGGCGGGCUCUGAGCCGCAAGUGUUCAUUGGUCAGACUCCCGGCACGAUCGUGCCUGCUCGUGGUCCCACCACAUUUGGAUGGGACCCAGUGUUUCAGCCUGAUGGGUUUGACAAGACGUACGCUGAGAUGGACAAGCUUACCAAGAACCAGAUCUCGCACCGAUACAAGGCGCUCGAAGCAUUUCGGGCGUACGUCAUCAAACCUGCUGCGGACAAGUGA
Messenger RNA from Peronospora matthiolae, 579 nucleotides. The record is from the annotation of a GenBank genome assembly. NCBI's taxonomy places the organism in Eukaryota, Oomycota, Peronosporomycetes, Peronosporales, Peronosporaceae.